AUGUUCCACCGUCGUCGCAAUCCCACUGUUACUCGCACCAGUAAGCCGACCCUCAUGACCCGUCUCAAGGGCCGCAAUGCGAGAUCGCGCACUGUCAAGACUACCACCACUACCCACCCCAAUGGCACACAUGCUACUCAUGGCACACAUGCUACCCACGGCACACAUGCCACCCAUGGUCACCAUGGUCACCACGGUCACGGAUAUGGAGCAACAACCACCCGCACCGCACCAGCCCACCACCACCGUCGCAAGACAAGCCUGGGUGACAAGUUCUCGGGUGCCAUGAUGAAGCUGAAGGGGUCGUUAACACACCGUCCCGGUGUCAAGGCUGCUGGAACCCGCCGCAUGCAUGGCACUGAUGGCCGUGGAAGCCACACCCACCGUGUUUACUAA
Molecule: messenger RNA, 396 nt
Organism: Penicillium nucicola
Lineage: Eukaryota; Fungi; Ascomycota; Eurotiomycetes; Eurotiales; Aspergillaceae
Exons: 2
Coding region: 1-396 (131 amino acids)
Source: RefSeq, a predicted model, not a curated record